AUGCCACUUCUUUACGCACUCUACUCUCGCUUUCCAGGCCUGCAGUCGCCGAGCAUGAUGAUGUCCCACCCAGUCGAGCUGAGGACGGCUUCUAAUACUGCUAUCUGCGUCAUUGCUGGCAUCGACAACGUAGCUUCCCCGUUGGCCUUCAUGUCGUACUUGCUCGCUGAACACCAAGAAGUGCAGGACAAAGUUCGAGCAGAAAUUCAAGCCCUACUUCAGAAAGAGGGGGAGCUCACAUACGACGGCCUCGGUGAACUCACCUACUUGGGCCAAGUGGUGUCAGAAUCACUGAGGCUCUAUCCGCCAUUUCCUGGCUGGGUGCCCAGGGCAUGUGAGGAGGACUACGAGUACAACGGGGUUCGGAUCCUGAAAGGCAUGCACGUUUCCUUUUACUCUCUCGAUGUGCACUACGAUCCCGUGCUGUGGCCGGAACCGAAAAAGUUUGACCCUGAACGAUUCAGCAAGGCAAACAAGGAGCGCAUACACCCCUUCUCGUACUUCCCCUAUGGACUUGGACCACGCACGUGCAUCGCAGCCGCUCUCGCCCGGGUAGAGUUCAUCGUCGUGCUUGCCCUGCUUGUGAUGCGGUACAGGUUACUGCCUAGCGGCAAGUACAAAAACGAGCCGCCGAAUUAUUCUGCAGGAGGGUUGGGGGGUUUUCCCAAGGAAGGUAUAUUCAUCGAACUACAGAAGCUUUGAAAUCCAGGAAAAGACUCAGAACAGAGUGAACACAUGUCAUGUUCACUAUAACUGAUAACCUUUUUUCAUGAAAUCAUUAAAGAAUUCUUUCUAUUCAAAAGCAACAUACGCUCAUAAUUCAUCGCAGGCAUCAAAUUUAUCGUUUGACUGGUAUUUUCUGAGCUCCAUACUGUAAACACUCACCAAUAAAGCAUGUCCUUUGCUUCCGUGU
Dermacentor andersoni is the source of this 913-nucleotide messenger RNA. The record is from RefSeq and is a predicted model, not a curated record. NCBI's taxonomy places the organism in Eukaryota, Metazoa, Arthropoda, Arachnida, Ixodida, Ixodidae.